Messenger RNA from Salvelinus sp. IW2-2015, 1238 nucleotides. Its product is annotated as 4-galactosyl-N-acetylglucosaminide 3-alpha-L-fucosyltransferase 9. Gene Ontology annotation, cellular component: membrane. NCBI's taxonomy places the organism in Eukaryota, Metazoa, Chordata, Actinopteri, Salmoniformes, Salmonidae. The record is from RefSeq and is a predicted model, not a curated record. Gene Ontology annotation, molecular function: alpha-(1->3)-fucosyltransferase activity.
CACUUAUCUCUACACCUGGAUGGUAUACGUAGACAGUGUGACACAAUACUUCAUCUUCUCCUGGCAUUGUGGAUACCAAGGGUCAAGGUAUGUCCACUCCGGCUUCCCAGGGGGUUCUACGGCCUGUUCUGAUUGGCUGUUUUUUUAUGGCGUGCUUCGUGGGAAUAUUCUUAAUUUACUACAAACCCCAGAUCAAGUUCCAUUCAUGCCCAACUGACCAGGCAUCCCACGAGUGGAAGGCUGGUUGUUCUCCUUGCCCUCAAGUAAGUAUGGCAGGGAACCACACUGGGCAAAAAACACACCAUGCCCAGACAGCCAUUCAGGCCGAUGAUGACGGAGACACAGACACUAUCAUUUUGAUCUGGAUGUGGCCAUUUGGUCAGGCCUUUGACAUAGACUCUUGUGCCUACUUUAACAUCAAAGGCUGUCACCUAACAGUGGAUAAAAACCUUUACAGCAAGGCGCACGGUGUCAUCUUCCACCAUAGAGACAUCCAUGGAGACCUGAAGAACAUGCCCCAAGAGCAACGUCCAUGGUUCCAGAAAUGGGUGUGGUGGAAUGGAGAAUCACCGGCUAAUACAAACAGGAUCCCUGGUGUUGACCACUUGUUKAAUUUGACUGCGAGUUAUCGACUGGAUUCUGAWAUCAAGGUUCCAUAUGGGUCACUUGUUGAGGUAACCAGUGAGGAUAAAAUCUUUGAGCUGCCCAAGAAGGACAAAUUAGUCUGCUGGYUAGUGAGCAACUGGAACCCAAACUACAAGAGGGUACAGGUGUUCAACGAGCUCAGUAGGCAUGUCAAAGUAGAGGCCUAUGGGAGACAUUUUAGUAGAUACCUAGAAAACGAAGACUACUCAAAGACGCUGUCCAGCUGUAAAUUCUACCUGGCAUUUGAAAACUCCAUCUACAAAGACUAUGCUACAGAGAAGCUGUUCAACGCUAUGAAGUUGGGAGCAGUGCCCGUUGUUCUAGGUCCAUCCAGGGACAACUACGAGCAAUUUAUCCCAAGGGACUCUUUCAUCCAUGUGAAUGAUUUCUCCUCUACAGAGGAGCUGGCAAAGAAGCUUCUCUUUCUCGACCAGAAUAAUGAAGAAUACAUGAGGUACUUCACCUGGCGAAAGAACUUUAAAGUUCAACAAGGGUAUUUUGGACUUGAGCACACCUGUCGCUCAUGUGAUUACAUUAGAAGAAAUAAAGGAUACAGAACUAUUCCUAAUAUAAAUAAAUGUUUUUGGGGCUAA